Messenger RNA from Venustampulla echinocandica, 2985 nucleotides. RefSeq lists its product as uncharacterized. The coding region runs from base 1 to 2985 and encodes 994 amino acids. Gene Ontology annotation, biological process: peptidyl-serine phosphorylation; peptidyl-threonine phosphorylation. The transcript has 8 exons. Gene Ontology annotation, molecular function: ATP binding; protein serine/threonine kinase activity. Lineage: Eukaryota; Fungi; Ascomycota; Leotiomycetes; Helotiales; Pleuroascaceae. The record is from RefSeq and is a predicted model, not a curated record.
AUGCUGGACAUGGCCGAGCGCUACUUAUUGUGGACAGCACUUGUGACCAGAACCUUCGUACGAAGUGCUCUUUGCUACAAGGCUACAAGCGCUCUGCUACCUGACACCUCUCGCCAACCACCAAUCAUACUUCCCAAGGACCCUGGCCCAGCGCUUCCAUCCAUUGCGAAGGUCUUCCCUCGCCUCGGUGAUGGGGUUCGGAAGCCCAGAACGGACCCCGCCAACCUUCCUUCUUCCCCUGACAGGAUCAAAGCUAGACGUCCCCUUCCAUUUGCACUUUCCAAUACACCAACCCCACCUUCUUUUAAUAUACAUCACUUUCUGCCCCUUUCGGCAGAUGGUUGCUAUGGGAUCAAAUCAUUAUCCCUUUGGUUUGUCGACCGGUUAGGCUGCUGCACCUCGCGGCGUGGUUAUGUCGCAAUCGAGCCGUCAACCUCCAAUGGAUGCAAGGUUCUGAACGAUCUGCUCAGCGACAUUUACCCAGGUCAAGGGGUUCCAAUAAGCCCCAAGGAGGUUGUGGGCGCCUAUUCAAAGGUCUUUUGCAUUCUGAUAUGCAUUGGAAAGAUUGACUUCCUUCCGCUGUUUAUGAGCUGCGAUGAUCUCAAUGAUGCCCACCUCCCGUUCAAACUCCAUGAGCCUCCCACCGAAUUCCCCGUUGACCCAACUUCCCCAACGUUUUUCAAGGACUUUUGUGACAAGCAGUGGCGUUUCUGCCCGCCUGAUAUCGACGCCAACUGUAAUCGACGACUCGACCAGCGCUACAUAUUGCCAUUCACAUCAAAGACCGAGAAAUUUAAAGGUGCAAGCUCAACGAUAUCUACGAUUGAAAUAUAUCCACGACACCAUUUCCUACCCUCCUUAAAGCAUGAAACCAACAGAUCCACGACUAUCUUCGCCCUCAAGACGUAUCGAGGAACGGACGCCGAGAAAUCAUGGAACAACGAAGUGCGCGCCUUCCAGAAGUUCCGCGACCCAUCUGAGGAGUCUCCUAAUGUCGUUGGCUUCUACACAGCCUUCAAGCAUGGGAACAUCUGCCAUGCGAUCCUCGAAUAUGCAGAUAGAGGCUCGCUGGAACAAUACCUCGAAGCGAACAAACCGCCAGUAGACGGAGUAGAUGUUGCAAGAUUUUGGAAAAGAGCUUUGGGUUUGAUUAGGGGUUUGAAGGAUUUACACAAUGGGGAUCGUAUAGUAUGCCAUCAAGACAUCAAGCCUGCAAACGUUCUUGUAUUGAGUGAUCCAAGUAUUAACUCGCCGUAUGCUUCCACAUUCAAGAUCGCAGACCUUGGUACAAGUCACUCCAAACGCAUCACCUCUUCCGAUGAUGAUCGCUCUAGCAGAGACGCCCAAGGCACCCGUACAUAUGGAGCCCCAGAAUGCUAUCGAUCCGAUGGAUCGCUUGGUGAGGGGUGCAUCAGAGUGACGCCAACUGUUGAUGUUUUUUCCCUUGGGUGUGUUCUCAGCGAAGUUACCGUUUGGAUUGCUGGUGGAUACGAAUAUCUGACCGGGUAUCGCAAAGCUCGUCGGAAAGCCAUCGAACAAAUCCCGGACGGGGACUGCUUCCAUAAUGGCACAAGUCGGCUGCCAAUAGUUGAGGAGUGGCACAGAAAGGUUGAAGCCAAAAUUGACUCCACCCAAGAUGCAUUUACUCCCAAGUUUAUCCCAAUGAUUGAGGAAAUGCUCCAUGACCAACAACAUCGGGGGGAUGCCAUGAGUUUCUGCACGAAGGCUCAUAAAAUAUUUGUUGAAGCACUGGACGAAUUUCUAGAACGAUCGCAAGAUCUGGUUAUUCCCGAAGACAUAUUAUCAUGCUCGCUGCGGAGACAGAGAGGGAGGAUAGAUCCACCUGUGCCGCCCGUCGAAAUUGACCAACUGGCGACGACUCCACUAGCUGUCCACUCUACCUCAGCUUCAAAAACCACCGCGUUGGAAUCCAGCCUGCCGUUUGGUAGACACAACCUCGUCACCAGUGCACCGAUUGAAAGUUCAACUCGCUUCUUCGAUAAUGAAGAUAUGGGAGCCCGCCGCCACAGUGCGCAGCCUCAAGGCUACCAGAAUAGACCCAAGCUGAGUAAGACAGGCCAUCAAAUAUCACUCGUAACCAAUUCACCAAGUACCGCUCCAAUUGCGAGUCCAGCCGUUGAACCUUCGACUUGUCUUCCACUAGAAUUCCCAGAUAUUACUAAGUCUACGUAUCCUCCUACGAACCACGUAAUCAAUCGUUCAGUCGUCCGCUACAUGUCAAGAAAAGAGGCGAUUUCAUGGCGAGAAACGAAGAAAAGCUCGUGGAUUACAAACUCUACUCUUCGAGACCAGUCGGUCUUGAAUUUCUUAGAUAAUAGAGAUAGCGUAAUCAUCAUUGACGAUUCAGAAUCCAUGCGGAAGCAUUGGAAGGAUAUGGCAGAACUCCUCGGCAUCAUUGCAUACAUGAUCAAACCCCAUGAUAAAGAUGGCCUCGACCUCUACUUCACCUCAUCAGCAUCCAGAUACCAUGAAUACAACUCGACUAAACUUGUCAGCAUCGUUGAGAAGAGAACGUCCUGCGAAGACAUGGGUUAUACGGACAUGAGUGUUCGGCUAGAACAAGUGUUGGAAGAUUAUGCGUGUAAAAUACAGCGCAAGCCCAUGGGAGGCAGAACUCGCGGGCUGAAUGUUUAUAUCUUCACGGAUGCCAUUUGGACCCCACUUUGCAACAUCGUACCGGCGAUCCACACCAUGGUUAAGACAUUGGUUGCCAACGACCUCCCAGAGAAACAAGUUGGCCUUCAGUUUAUUAGUUUUGGGGACGAUGCUCAAAGCCUUGAAAGAUUGAGGCUUGUGGAUAGUUUUCUGGUGUCAAAACCCGACUUUCCCUACGACAUUGUAGAUACAACUCCCUCUACCGGCAACCUAUACAAGAUGAUUCGUGGAGCGAUCGACCGAAACUUUGAUUAUGAUUCCGAGGAUCAAUCAAGUUCCGUCGCCAAUUGCUCUUUUGUGCCUCCCUGA